AUGGCUUCUCUUGAGGGCAAAGUUAUCGCUAUCACUGGCGCUGGCACAGGCAUUGGCCGAGCCACCGCCCAGGUUCUUGCAUCCCGAGGCGCUAUAGUUUCUAUCGCCGACCUGAAUAAGGAAGCUCUUGAUGAAACACUCGCUUCACUCCAGCCAAGCAAGGACUCAACUCGCAGCCACUUUGCUACGUAUCUUAACGUGACUUCCUCGCCAGCGGUUAACGAAUGGAUCAAAGACACAGUACAGAAGCUAGGUCCUUUGUCGGGCGCGGCCGAUGUGGCGGGAGUGAGUAAAGGUUUAAAGCCACUCCGCGACUCCUUUGAUGGAGACUGGGACUUUACUAUAGAUGUAAAUGGCAAGGGCGUCUUCUAUAGCCUUCGCGCACAGCUUGCAUUCAGCGGGCUAGUAGAUAGUGGCUCUAUAGUUAAUGUCGCUAGCGUAGUAGGUCUACGCAGCCUACUAAAUACAGCCUGUUAUAUCGCUAGUAAGUAUGUAGUGGUAGGCUAA
Molecule: messenger RNA, 507 nt
Organism: Bipolaris victoriae FI3
Lineage: Eukaryota; Fungi; Ascomycota; Dothideomycetes; Pleosporales; Pleosporaceae
Exons: 2
Coding region: 1-507 (168 amino acids)
Molecular function (GO): oxidoreductase activity, acting on the CH-OH group of donors, NAD or NADP as acceptor
Source: RefSeq, a predicted model, not a curated record